This is a messenger RNA of Neoarius graeffei (lesser salmon catfish), 1980 nucleotides long. RefSeq names its product lysine-rich nucleolar protein 1 (gene knop1). The record is from RefSeq and is a predicted model, not a curated record. Bases 104 to 1585 code for a protein of 493 amino acids. The transcript is spliced from 5 exons. NCBI's taxonomy places the organism in Eukaryota, Metazoa, Chordata, Actinopteri, Siluriformes, Ariidae.
AGGAAGCGUGCUGAAGCACUUCCGGGUUACUUCCGCAUUGUGCCGCACCCGAGGAUUUUCCCCACGUGUAGUGUUUUGAGAGGCUGUGGUCUGAGAGAGAGUGAUGAAGGACGGUGUAGAAACUAGAGAUGUUGGAGUUCCAGAAAAGGAAAAAAAGAAAAAGAAGCUGAAAAAGGUAAAAGACGAGGAGACGGAAGAGAACAUCGACGAAGGCGCCGUGAGCAGCGGGAACGUUCCGGAAAAGGAGCAAAAGAAAAAGAAGGUGAAGAAAGUAAAAGGAGAAGCGAGUGAGGAGGCGAUAGAAACAAGGGAUGUUGGCGUUCCGGAUGGAAAGAAAAAGAUAAAGAAAGAAGUAAAGGAGGAAGAGAUGGUGGAGGAGGAGGAGGAUGCUGAGGAAACGAGGGACGGGAGCGUUCCAGGUGUUCCGAGUGUUUCUGUAAAACAGAAGAAGAAGAAAAACAAGAAGUCAGAGGAGGAAGAUGGAGGUGCGAGUAAUGGAGAAGGAGAAAAAAAGAAGAAGCAGGAAGUAACGGAGGAUAACAAAGAGACAGAGGGUGGAGCGAAGUCACAAAAAGGCUUAAAGAGGAAAAAAGCAAAAAGAGACGUUUGUGGAGAAAGCGAGAGGACGGACAUCUGUGGAGGUGAAGAGUCACAAAAAUCAGCGAAGAAGAAAAGGAAGGAAAAGAGCGAAGGUGGAGAAGAAGAAGACGGGGAGACUGCAGACCUGGAGGUGGAGAGAAAGAAGAAGAAGAAAAAGAAGAAAGCCGCAGAAGGAGAAAGAGAAGAGCAGCAGAGAGAAACUGAAGAGGAGGAACUGACGACGAUGAAGAAAAAGAAGAAGAAAAAGAAGGAAUGUGGAGAGGGUGAAGAACACAAGAAAAGGAAGAUGACAGAGGAGAACUCUGGAUCUGCACAAGAGCAGGAGAAGGAAGGAGAAAAGACAACGAUGAGGAAGAAGGAGGGAAAAAGCACAGACAGACUCGUGGAGGAAGAAACGCAGAAGAAACAGAAGAAGACAACGGGAGAUGCUGAAGAUGACGGGAAUCAACCUGGGCAGAAAAAAAAGCAGAAAAAGCAAAAGGAUGAAGAAACGGCAGAGAGGAAGGUGAAGGAGGAGGAGAGAGAGCUGGGGGAGGGCAGGGCAAAGGAUAACAACGCGACCAGCAGCGUGCAGUUCAUUUCUGCGAGGCUGGGAAACCAAGACGAGGUUUCUAUCGACCUGGAGCGGAGGUUUGCUUUGCAAAAGGACGUCGAUAAAGAAUCCCAACCCAAAUCGAAUUUCGGUCAGUGGGACACGGCGCAGUUCAACAGCUCAGAACGACAGCUGAAGUUCCUCCGACUGAUGGGCGGGUUAAAGAAGGGCAACCAGCCAAGCGGACAGGGCCCCGCCCGCUUCAACAUGGCUCUGGGAAAGGAGGGCCAGCAGACGCUCGAGCAAGGCCUUCUGGGACAGUUCGAGCGAGCACAGAACCGACGAAUGGACUUCCAGAACAGAGGGGCGGGGCUUGGUUUCUCCGCGCCGCCUGAUAAGUUUCAUAUCGACGCUGAAGCUCAGAGUCAGAACUCAACACAGUUCGAUGACUGAUGUGGUAAAGGAUACGAGUGGAAUGGAAUCUGCUGUGUUGCCGCCCUGCUGGAGAAAAACUGAACUGCUCCAAGGUUGUGACGACAAAUGUGUCCAGCAUUUUUUCUACCAUCGUGGUUCCUUCGAGUAAUUUAUGCAACCGAAAGAUCAAAGCCCCAAACCUGUACCGAGUCGCGGCUGGGAUUUUAUGCUCUGUUUAAUUAAUUGUUGAUAAAAAUAUGUGUCUCUAACUCAAGUUUAAAGAAUGACAGAAAACUUGUUUUUAUUCACUUUUCAGACUGCUGUAAAUACACGACCUCUGUAUGGACAGAAAUGAAACCAUUUAGGGAAGAAAAACAAAAAAAAGUAGGAAGACUUCUUCAGAAUAAAAGUCAUGGCUGAAAAUUAAAGAAAAA